GGAGCCGGAAACGCGGCGGGGCCGGUGCAGGCCGAGGUGUCCGCUCCGCCGCCCGGCGGCCGGCAGCGGGGGCACAGGGACCGGGACGGGGACGGGGAAAGGGGUAGGGGGAGGGCCGCCGGGCUCCUCGGAGCUGCCCCCGAGGUGCUGCCGCCCCGGCCCCUCAGCAGGGCUUACUGCGGAGCUGCCGUCGGGGCGAUGGACGGCGGCGCGGCUCCGGGGCUGGUGAUGCUGCCGGCGUGGGAAAUGGCCGCCUACCUGUUCCUUACGGUUGGCUCCCACUUCUAUUCUUUCUAUGAAGUGCACCGAGUUUCUCAAAAGUAUGAAGGUGAAAUUGACAGAAACUUUGGACUGGAACAAGGGACUCUGUUUUGGGGCCUUAAAAAGGAUUCCCUGGACUUUGAGUGGAGCUACUGGGUUGAAUGGGGAAGGGAACGUAUACUGUUGCUUCUGGCUGGUCAUCUGCUGGUAUCGCAAAUGUGCAGGCUCUUCGUGGAGAAGUAUAAACCGUGGUGCUUGAUGGUGUAUGGAAUGGCUGCCUGCUGGUUUUUAUUAGGAAUCAAGGGCUUUGCGGUCAUCUUGUUAUAUGCAGCUAUUUCAUUUGCUGUGGCUCAGUUUCAGAUAUCGCUCCUGACGUGGAUGUGCUCUCUUGUCCUGUUAUCCACUUUACACAUACCAGCUGUGGAAGAAGCCAAGAGAAAGUGGUACGACACUGAAAAUGAGUAUUAUCUGCUUCUUUUCACGGUGUCUGUCCGUUGCCUCUUCUACACAAGUUUCAGCCUGGAAUACUGCUGGCAUGAACCUGCCCAGAAAUCAUCACAUUCGUUCCUGUGGAUGCUGGCAUAUGUGUUUUACUAUCCCUUGUUCCACAAUGGACCCCUUAUGAACUUUGAUGAAUUUAGUAAGCAGAUGAGGAAACAGGAAGCCUUCAGUUUGAAGACCAAUGUUGGCAUCUUAAUCGUGGGCGUAAUUCGUAUUUUCUUUUGGUGGUGCUUGGCUGAGCUAAUGAUACACCUCAUGUAUAUCCAUGCUAUCUGCAGCAGUUCUCCACCUUUGGAAGCUGUGUCAUACUGGGCCUUAGGUGGCCUGGCUUUAGCUCAAGUAUUAUUUUUUUAUGUGAAGUACCUGGUUCUGUAUGGUGUUCCUGCCCUCCUCCUUCGAAUGGAUGGACUCAAACCUCCAGCUCUUCCUUGCUGUGUGAGCCUGAUGCACAGUUUCACUAAAAUGUGGAGAAGUUUUGAUGUUGGGCUCCAUCGCUUUCUGGUCAGGUACAUUUAUGUUCCCAUGGGAGGAUCUCAGUCCAGUCUGCCAGGAAUGCUUUUUUCCACAGCCCUCACUUUUGCCUUUGUAAGCUAUUGGCACGGAGGACAGAGCUAUCUGUGGUACUGGGGAGCUCUUAAUUGUCUUGGAGUAAUUGUGGAAAAUGGCAUCAAGAGGAUACUUUCUGUUUCACUUAUUCGAGACUUAAUUGAGCAUUUCUUCUCGCCAAGAAUUCGUCGUCGACUUCAUGCCGUCCUAGCAUCUGUUUGCACUUCAGCGUUGAUUUUAUCAAACCUAAUAUUUCUUGGGGGAAAUCAUGUUGGAAAAAUCUACUGGAACAGGAUCUUUAUGGAAGGUUGGCCAUGGGCAACACUGACUGUUCUCGGGUUCCUGUACUGCUAUUCUCACGUGGGAAUCGAAUGGGAACGCACGUACGCUGUGAAUUAAGGGUGACGCAGAGCGACAAGUAUCAUGGCAGCUUACACGUCGAUGGUUUUCUACACUGGACGUCUUAUCUGCAGAAGAAUGUGCCAGACCAAGUACUUGGUCAAAGUGUUAAAACUAAAAGCUCAUUUAGUUCCUUCUGGAUGGUGAAUUCAGGAAUUUAAGCAGAAACACUAAUGGGCUAUAUGAAGGGUGGGGAGAAAUUAUGAAGCAUUUUGAAUGAUGUUAUUUUUAUAAAACAGCAAGUCUGUGACUGUACACUGAAAGUGUGCACCUCAGAAUAUGUAUUUCACAUGUGAUAAAGACUUUUUAUUUCUUCCAAUAUUUUGCUGCCUAUUUUGACGUACUGAAGAAAAUUCUUUUUUCCUACAUUGCACAAUUCAAAAAAAACCUCCAAUCUCUCUCAGCUUCUGUCCAGGGGCACACAGGGCUGUGCCCCGCACUUACAUUACUUGUGACAGGCAGGAUGCUCAUCAGUUCAUUUUGAUUGCUUUCUGAUUUAAGGUAGAACAUUUUUGGUGUUCUCACUGCUUGCAGUUUUUCAGCCGUAAAGGACCUUCUAGUUACUGUAGCAAAGUCUGCUUUUUCUCUUUAAUUUCUUCAUUUAAACGCUUUUUUUUUUGGAAGUCUUGGGAGUGUUUGUGUUUGAUCAUUCAAAAAGAGGAAGGCAGGCCUUAAAAAAAAAGAAAAAAAAGUCAACUUUUAUUUUUAAAUCUAAUAUGACCUUACAGCUCCUUGGGCUUUAAGUGCUCUCUGCCUUGGGUUAGCACUAAAGCGUGUAAUAUUACCUCUGUGAUGGAGUGAAUCCCACCUUCAGGGGAGCUGGUUAGUCUGCCUCUGGUGCUUUUCUAUGAAAGGACAUAAGCCAGGGCUGACUGAAUGGUAGGUCUGCUUCAUCCUCUGCUGUCCAGGCAAUUAGCUUCUGCAAUAUUAAAGAGACAGACUAGGAGCAGAAUUAUAAGAGCCUUAAAAAAAAAUAAAUAAAAAUUGUCUGUUACAGUAGCACCAAAUGAGCCAGAGCUUCAUGUCCUUUGCCCGCAGCCAGACCUGUCACAGCAGCAUCUUUGCUGAAACACUGGGUUGCCCAGAGCUGGCAAAGCUCUGCCUGUCUGGUUGCGAGCCUUGAGGCUGCGAGUGCUGGCACGCGCCGUUUUCCAAGGGGAAGGGAGACCCUACCCACCUCUGGUACAAGGGUCGUCUCCCAGUCUGUUCCCUGUUAAUCAGCCUGAAGGCCUUUAGUGUACGUGGCUAGGCUUUCCUUUAGGCACAGCAAAAGGCCACCAGCCCUGGAGAAGAGCACUGCUUCUGCCGAGAGCAGCUCCUGCACCCGAAGCAGCAGGACUCCUCUCCAAACUGGUUCCGUGCCCCCGGCAGCCAUCCCAGCCUGUUGGUAGGCACAGAUGAGUGUCCUGCUGUCCAUCGCUCCUGCAGCUUUGGACAGUCUGAUCGAGAUCAUCCCUUCAGCAAGAAAUUCAGUCCCUGAGAUAGGCUUCAGCUCAGUGCCUGCAUUUCUGAUGUCUCUGCUGCUCUGACGCCUUUUUCCCCCUUCAUUUGUUGCUGCAGAAAAAAGGGCAGAGUCUUCAGCUGUCUACCCAUCCAGAGACCCAGCCUUUCGCUUACUAUUUCAGGGUAGAACCUCCAGCCCUUUAUUUUUAGGGAAGGAUUUUUCCACUGUGCAAAUGCAGUUAUUUCCCUUGGAAGUUAUCUCUAGGAGAUACGAUGGACUGUUGAAAAUAAGACGCACCAUGCGUGCUGCCCGGCCAGAGAUGUGGCCCUCUGGAUUGAUUUAUGGUAAUUAAUUACAGGGAUCCUCUCAACCAGAGAAGUAUUUUGCUCUCAGCCUGCGAAUUUUCUAAAAACGUCUGAAAUUGGCCUCAGCUUUGGAGUAGCACUGAGCUAAGGGCAAGAACUUCCUGAAACUUAACUCAGACUUUGUAAUUAAGUGGAAUUAGCAUUGGAGUGAAAAGUCAUGAGUCUGUUCCUCAGUCUGAUCGAUUACCAUUACUGCAUGACACGAGUGGCUACUGAGUGAUGGGAUUCCAAUUUGUAUGCGUGCAAAGUGCCCUGCUCUAAUAUGGCAAUGACCCUGAAGGUUGGCUAGAUUAUGCUUCUUUCUAAAACAAAAUUGUUUUUUAUAUGUAUUUUUUCAGUGCUUUAUACAUCUUCCCUAAUUUUGUAUCCUUUUCUGUUUCAAAAAAUAAAGCUGAAACUGACA
Messenger RNA from Cygnus olor (mute swan), 3919 nucleotides. RefSeq names its product hedgehog acyltransferase (gene HHAT). The coding region runs from base 199 to 1707 and encodes 502 amino acids. Gene Ontology annotation, cellular component: endoplasmic reticulum. The record is from RefSeq and is a predicted model, not a curated record. Lineage: Eukaryota; Metazoa; Chordata; Aves; Anseriformes; Anatidae. Gene Ontology annotation, molecular function: palmitoyltransferase activity. The transcript has 12 exons. Gene Ontology annotation, biological process: protein palmitoylation.